AUGCUGCUGUACCUUCCUGUGUUCUCUCUCUCACUGUGUGUUAUUCUGACCACCAGGGACAGGCCUCUGCAAAACGACAAGGAGGGAAAAAAUAAAAAAAAAAGGUGUACUGCGGGUUAAAUAACUUGCUGUUUAUUUAAUGUUCUGAAUCACUGUGGGGAAGAAGGAAGGUAUUUGCUAGCCCAACGUGUGUAGAUAUUUCUGCUUACUAGGUUAGAUGUUAUUUUCUCCUGGUGGUCAAUAUGGCAGCGAAGAUGUGUUCUAUCAUCACCAGGAAGUCAUUCUAACUCGACGUGAACAAGGGAUUGGACAGUCAGCAGGGAACUGUUGUAGAGGCUUCUGGGUAAUGUAGUCCUAGAGGGUUAACCAGUGUUUUGUGUCUUUCUCUGAUCAGGACAUUGUGCCAGUGGUCUACCACCUGAUCCCUGCACCCAACAAGACCAAGAAAGGACGCGGAACGAAGGAAGGAAGGAGGGAGGGGAGAGGGAGGAAGGAGAAGGAAUGGGACGCGAAGGAGGAAGGAAGGAGAGAAGAGAAGGAGGUGAGCGAAAGGAGAAGGAAUGUGGAGGAGGGAGUUUGCCAGAAGGCUAGCAGAGACAUGAAAGAUACAGAGUGGGAUGGAACAAGUACAGUGUACUAUGUGUAGGGUUUGGGUCUAGAACAACUGUCUCUAUCGAUAUCUCGAUCUGUAUGAGAGAGUAGAGAGAGAUAGUCGUGUUAUUCACACUCGCUCUCUCUCUCUCGCUCGCUCUCUUGUCUCUGUCUCUGUAUCUGUCUAUGCUCUGUCUCUCUCUCUCUCUUCUCCUAUCGCUCUAUCUAUCUCUCUCUCUCUCUCUCUAUCUCUCAUGCUCUAUGUUCUCUGUAUCUCUCUGUCUCUCUCUCUAUCUCUCUCUGUCCUCUGCUCUGUCUCUUUCUCUCGGUCUCUGUCUAUAUCUCUCUCUUCUAUAUAUCUCUCUAUUAUCUCUUCGUUCUCUGUCUCGUCUCGGUCUCUCUCCCUCUAUCCCUCUCUCUCUCUGGUCGCCUAUGCCUCUUCUCUCUCUUAUCUCUAUCAUCUCCUCUCUCUCUCUCUCGAUUCUCUCUGUCUCUCUGCCUCUAGGGAUCUGUCUCUGUCUCUGGUCUCUCUCUCUAUCUAUCUCUCUCUAGCCCCCCUCUCUCUCUCUCCCUCAUCUCUCCCCCUCCCCCUCGGUCCCCUCAAUCCCCAGGUUAGACACCAGCUACCUGUAUGAUGAAUGAACGGAGAACUUCUCUUCUUACCUGCCACUGCAUGUUCAGAGGCUGCACCAGCUGGACUCUGAGAAGGUACACACACUAUCUGCUGUUGAUUAGUCAGUCUAACCCUGUACUCUCUCUGCUGUCGAUUAGUCGUGUCUAACCCUGUACUCUCUCUGCUGUCGAUUAGUCGCGUCUAACCCUGAGGCUCUCUCUGCUGUCGAUUAGUCAUGUCUAACCCUGAGCUCUCACUGCUGUCGAUUAGUCGCGUCUAACCCUGUCUCUCUCUGCUGUCGAUUAGUCGCGUCUAACCCUGUACUCUCUCUGCUGUCGAUAGUCAUUGUCUAAACUAGAGCUAUAUUGCUGUCGAUUAGUCGUGUGUCUAAACCAUAGACUCCUGGCUGCAUUAGUCGCGUAACCCUGAGACUCUCUGCUGUUGAUUAGUCGCGUCUAACCCUGCACUCUCUAUAUGCUGUGAAGUUAGUCGCGUUCUAACACUGUUAACUUCCUGCGUCAGAUUAGUUCGAGUCUACCCUGGUUACUCUCUCUGCUGUCGAUUAUAAGGUCUAUACCGUGAGCUCUCUUUGCUGCGAUUGUCAUGUCUAACCCUGAGCUCUCUUGCUUUGUCGAUUAGUCGCGUCUAACCCUGUGCUCUCUCUGCUGUCGAUUAGUCGCGUCUAACCCUGUACUCUCUCUCUGUAGGAGCGUUUGAUGCGCCUGGGUGACAUCGUGACGGCCUCUGACAUGGUUCUGUCUCGGAUUGACCAGACUGCCCUGGCGGUCUACCUCACCAUAAAGACCGACCCUCGCCCCGACGCUGCCACCAUCAAGAGGUACACCACUGAGUCUUAGACCGUAUCCCAAAUGGCACCCUGUCUAUAUCGGAAGUACACUACUUAGAAACAAAAGAGCCCUUAGUUGACACACCUAUUCCAUUAUUAGUGCACUACUUUAGACCAGAGCCCUGCACACCCUAUUCCCCUAUAUAGUCUGCAAUACUUUAGACCAGAGCCCUAUGACACCCCUAUCCCAUAUAGUGCACUACUAUAGACCAGAGCACUUCUUGGACACCCUAUCCCCUAUAUAGUACAAUACUCUUAGACCAGAGCCUAUGACAACCUGAUUCCUAUAUAGUACACUACUUGUAGACCAGAGCCCAGACACCUAUUCCCUAUAUAGUGCACUACUGGAGACAAGAGACAUAUGAAGAACCUAUCCAUAUAGUGCAAACUAAAUUUAGACAAGAAGCCCUAGGCACGGCCAUUCACGUAUAUAGAGCACUACUUUAGACCAGAGCACUUAAUUGUAUGACACCUAUUCCCUACGAGAGUACACUUACUUUAGACAGGCCUAUGACACCCUAUUUCCCUAUUAUAGUGCACUCUUUAGACCAGAGGCCUAGGGACACCUAUAUAGUGCACUAUUGAAGACCAGAGGCCCUAUGACACCCAUUCCCUAUAUAGUGCAUUAAUUUAGACCAGGAGCCCUUAGACACCCAUUUAUUCCCUAUAUAGUACACCACUUAGACCAGCAGCCCUAUGACACCCUAUUCCCUAUAUAGUGCCACCUACUUUAGACCAGAGCCCUAUGACACCCUACCCCUAUAGUACACACUUUAGACCAGAGCCCUAUGGCACCCUAUUCCCUUAUCUAGUGACACUACUUUGACCGGAGCCCUUAUGACACCCUAUCCUAUAUAGUACAAUUACUUUAGACCAAGAGCCCAUGCCCCCUAUUCCCUCAUAUAGUGCACUACUUUAGACCCAGAAGCCUUAUGACACCCUAUUCCCAUAUAGUACACUACUUUAGGACCAGAGCCCUAAUGACACCACUAUUCCCUAUCUAGGCACUAAUUAGACCAGAGCCCUUUAUGACACCCUAUUCCCAUAUAGCCUACACUACUUUAGCCAGAGCCUCUGACACCCUAUCCCUAUAUAGUACACUUACUUUAGGACCCAGAGCCUAUGACACCCUUAGUUCCCUAUAAGUACAUACUUGACCAGAGCCCUAUGACACCAUAUCCCUACAUAUAGUUGGCACUACUUUAGACCAGCGACAUAUGACACCCUAUUCCCCAUAUAGUACACUACGUAGACCCAGGAGCCCUUAUGACAACCUAUUCAUAUAUAGUGCAACUACUUUAAGACCGAGCCUAUGACACCUAUCCCUAUAUAGUGCACUACUUUAGAACAGGAGCCCUUAUGAACCCUAUUCUCAAUAGGACAUCUACUUUAGCCCCGAGCACUAUGACACUCCUAUUCCUAUAUCGUACACACUUAGACCAGAGCCCUAUGGCACCAUUAUCCUAUUAUAGGCAGAGCGGGGAGACAAGAGCCCGAGGACACCGCCGAGGCCCGGACAGAGUACAGAAGGGGAGACCAGAGACCUAGGACACCCGACGUAUGCCCUAUAUAGUCACACUACUGUAGAAAACGUCUAGACCCGCUUUAAAUUCCCCCUUAUCUCCCCCCCCCCGCGGUUGUUUUCGGUCCGUUUCUUCCCUAAUGACACCACUAUCCAUAUAUAGUGCACUACUUUAGACCAGAGCCCUUCAUGACCACCCUAUUCACUUUAUAGUACACUUACUUAGAACCAGAGCCCGAUGCCACCCCUUAUUCCUAUCAUAGUGCACUACGUUAGACCAGAGCCUAUGACACCCUAUUCCUAUAUAGUACACUACUUUAGACCAGAGCCCUAUGGCACCCUAUUCCCUAUAUAGUGCACUGCUGUAGACAGGAGCCCUAUGACACCCUAUUCCCUAUAUAGUACACUACUUUAGAGCCAGAGCACUAUGACACAUCUAUUCCCUAUAUUAGUGCACUAAUUUAGGACAAGAGCCCUAUGACACCCUUUCCAUAUAUAGUGAACUACUUUAGACCAGAGCCCUAUGACACCAUAUUCCCUAUAUGUGCACUACUUUAGACCAGAGAGCCCUAGACACCCAGUCCCGUAGAGAGGGUGCACGGAAGGGUAGAACAGAGCCCUGGGAUGACACCCGAGGCCCCGAGAGAGGCCACGGAAUGGUAGACCAGAGCCUUUAUGGACACCCUAUUCCCUAUUAUAUAGUGCACUACUUUAGACCAGGCCCUAUGACCACCCUAUUUCCUAAUAGUGCACUACUUUAGACCAGAGAGCCCUAUGACACCCCUAUUCCCUAUAUAGUUGCACUACUUGAGACCAGAGCCCUAUGACACCUAUUCCCUAAUAGUGCACACUUUUAGACCAGGCCCUAUGACACCCUAUUUCCCUGUAUAGGCACUACUUUAGACCAAGAGCCCUUUGAACCCCCUAUCCCUAUAUAGGGCACUACUUUAGACAGAGACUAUGACCCCAUUAUUCCCUAUAUAGUGCAAUACUUUUUAGACCAGAGCCUAGACAAUCUUUCCCUAGUUAUAGUGCACUACUUUAGACCAGGGCUCUAUGGCACCCAUUCAUAUAUAGUACAUACUUGGAGACCAGAGCCCUACUGACACCCUAUUCCCUAUAUAGUGGACUAAUUUUAGACCGAUCCUUGAUGACACCCUAUCCCCGAUAUUAGUGCAAUACUUUAGACAGAGCCAUAUGGACACCCUUGCCAUCUAUAGGUCACUAAUUUGAAGACCAGAGGCCCUUGGCACCCGAGUACCGAGAGAGGACAGGACUUGUAUGCAUACUCAGAGCCCGAUGACAACCACAUAUUCCAUUAUAUAGUGCCCUCCUACUUUAGACCAGGCCCGUUAAUGACACCCUAUCCCUAUAUAGUAACUACUUUAGACCAUGAGCCCUAUGACCCCAUUAUUCCCUAUAUAGUGCACUACUUUAGCCCAGAGCCCUAGUGGACACCCUAUUCCCUAUGAAAGUGCAUACCUUUUGCGACCCCGAGCCUAGGCACCCGUUCCCUAUAGAGUGCAUACUUGAGACCAGCGAAUACUGCUCCCGGUAUUCGAAUAUAGAUGACACUACUUUAGACCCAGAGCCCUAUGCACCUAUUCACUAAUAGUGCACUACUUUAGACCAGAGCCCUAUGGGGACACCCCCCCUAUUCGGCAUCUACUUUAGACCAGAGGCCCUUAUGACACCCUAUUCCCUAUUAUAGGGCACAACUUAGAACAGAGCCUAUGACACAUCUAUUCCCCUAUAUAGUACACUAUCUUGACCAAGAGCCGAUGACACCUAUUUCCCUAGAUAGUGCACGACUUUGACCAGGGAGACCUAUGUACAACAGAUUCCCUACAUAGUACACACUUUAGACCAGAGCCCUAUGGCACCCUAUUCCCUAUAUAGUGCACUACUUUAGACCAGAGGCCCUAUGACACCCUAUUCCCUAUAUAGUACACUCUUUAGACCAGAGUACCCUAGCCACCUAUUCCCUAUAUAUGCCACUCUUUAGACCAGAGCCCUAUGACCCCUUAUUCCCUAUAUAGUACACUACUUUAGAACGAGCCCUAUGACCACCCGAUUCCCUAUUAUAGUGCAACGACUGUUAUACCAAGAGACAUAGAACACUAGGGGACAUAGAGAGUGACAAUGACGAGACCAGAGCACUAGGACACCCGCAGGCCCGAGAGAGGACAACAGCGGGAGAGCCAGAGACCCUAUGGACAACCUCCUAUUCCCUAUUAGUACACUACUUUAAAACCAGGAGGCCCUAUGACACUAAUAUUCCUAUAUAGUGCACUACUUAGACCGAGCCCUAUUGACCACCCUCAUUCCCUAUAUAGUUACACUACUUAGCCGAGCCCUAUGAAAACCUAUUCCCUAUAUGUUGCACUUACUUAGGACUAGAAGAGAGCCCUUUAUGAAAACCCUAUUUCCUAUAUAGUGCACUACUUUAGACCAGAGCCCUAUGACAACCCUAUUACUAUAUAGUACACUACGUAGAGAACAGAGCCUAGACACCCUAUUCCCUAUAUCGUAAACUACUUUAGACCAGAGCCAUAGGCACCCUAUUCCAUAUUAUAGUUGCAAUACUUUAGACCAGAGCCCUAUGACACCCAUUCUAUAUAGAAUAAAUACUUUAGAAACCGAGCCCUAUGGACACCCUAUUCAACCUAUAUAGUGCACUACUUUAGACCAGAGCCCUAUGACACCCUAUUCCUAUAUAGUGCCACUACUUUGUAGACCAGAGCCCGUAUAUGACACCCUAUUCCCUAUAUAGUUACACUACUUUAGACCAGAGCCUAUGACACAUAUUCCCUAUUAUAGGACACUGUUUAGGACCAGAGCCUUUAUGACACACUUUCCCUAUAUAUUACACUACUUAGACCAGGCCCUAUGACACCUAUUCCCUAUAUAGUGACACUACUUUAGACCAGAGCCCUAUGACACCCUAUUCCAUAAUUAGUGCAUACUUUAGACCAGAGCCCUAGUGGACACCUAUUCCCUAUAUAGUGCCACUACUUAGACCAGAGCACUAUUUGACACCCUUAAGUGCCCUAUAUAGUGCACUUACUUUAGACCAGAGCCCUAUGAAACCUAUUUCCCUAUAUAGUGCACUACGGGAGACAAGAGACCUAUGACACCAUAUUCCCUAAUAGGAGAAAAUAAUUAGAAAAGAAAGCCCUUAAUAUGCAUCCAUUAUCCUAAUAGUGCACUACUUUAGGACAAAGCCAUUGAACACCCUAUUCUCCUAUAUAGGGCACUACUUUAGACCAGAGACCCUUGACACCGCUAUUCCCAUAUAGUGCACUACUUUAGACCAGAGCCCUAGACACCCAUUCCCUAUAUAGUGCACUACUUUAGACCAGAGCCCUCCUAUGACCACCCUAUUCCCUAUAUAGUGCAUACUUUUAGACCAGAGCCCUAUGACACCCUAUUCCCUAUAUAGUACACUAAAUUUAGACCAGACCCCUUAUGAACCCUAUUCCCUAAAUAUAGUGCAAUACUCUUUAGACCAGAGCCCUAUGAAACCCUAUUCCCUAUAUGUGCACUACGUUAGACCAGAAGCCUAGACACCCUAUUUCCCGAAUAGGCCACUACUUUAGAGACAGAGGCCUAUGAAACCAUAUUCCCUAGAUAGUACAUACUUUCGGACCAGAGCCCCCUAUGGGACCCUAUUCCCUAUAUAGUGCACUACUUUGACCAGAGCCCUAUGACAACCUAUUCCCUAUAUAGGCACAACUUUAGGACCAAGUCCUAUGAAAACCUAUUCGCCUAUAUAGGCAUACUUAGACCAGAGCCUAUGACACCCUAUCCCAUAUAGUACACUACUUUAGACCAGAGCCCUAUGACACCCUAUUCCCUAUAUAGUACACUAUUUAGACCAGAGCCCUAUGACACCCUUAUGCCCUAUAUAGUGCACUACUUUAGACCAGGACCCUAUGACACCCUAUUCCCAUAUAGUGCACUCGUUAGACCAGAGCCCUAUGACCACCCUAUCCAUAUAUAGGCCACUACUUUAGACCAGAGCCCUUGAAACCCUAUUCCCUCUAUAGUUGCACUACUUUAGACCAGAGCCCAUGACACCCAUUCCCGAGGAUAGGGCACUACUUUAGGACCAGAGCCUCGAGGACACCCGGAUGCCCCUAGGGAGACGAGCACUUACUUUCGACCAGAGAGCCCUAUGACACCUAUUCCCUAAUAGGCAAUACUUUUAGACCAGAGUCCCUAUGACACCUAUCCCUAUAUAGUGCCACUACUUUAAGACCAGAGCCCUAAUGGAACACUAUUCCCUACUAUAGUACAACUACAUUUAGGACCAGAGCACUAUGACACCCUCUUUAAUCCCCUAUAGUGACACUACUUUUAGACCAGAGCACUAUGAACCCUUUCCUAUAUCGUUGCACUACUGUAGACCAGAGCCCUUUUUCCUAUGAAACCACAUCAUUCCCCUAUAUAGUGCACUACUUUAGACCAGAUGCCUAUGACACCAUAUUACCUAUAUGUGCACUUAACUAACAGAGCCCUAUGUACACCCUAUUACCUAUUAGUGCACUACUUUAAACAGGAGCCUAUGGACACCCUAAUUCCAUAGAUAGACAACACUUUGACCAGAGCAUAUGACACCCCUAUUCCCAUAUAGUGCACUACGUGAGAACAGAGAGCCCUAUGACACCCUAGUCCCUAUAUAGUGAAUACUUUCAGACAAGAGCCCUUGACACCCUAUUCCAUAGAUAGUGCACUACUUAGACAAGAGGGCCCUAGGACACCGAUUCCCUAUAUAGGACACAUUAACUUUAGACCAUGAGACCUAGAUAGGACACCCUUAUACAUAUAUAGUGAACUAAUUUAGAACAGAGCCUAUGACACACCUUAUUCAUAUAUAGUGCAUACUUUAUAACCAGGUUCCUAUGACACCCUAUCCCGAUGAUAGUGCACUAUUUAGACCAGAGCCAUUAUUUAGGACACCACCCUUUCCCUCUGUAUAUAGGAACUACUUUAGACCAGAGACAUAUUGGGACAUCCCUUAUUCCCAUAUAGACAAAAGUUAGAUCCAAGACACCUUAAUUGACACACCCUAUUCCCGAUAGAGUGCACGACUUUAGAACCGAUGCCCUAUGAACCUAGAUCCCGAUAUAGUACCACUACUUUAGACCAGAGGCCCUGUGGGGAAUAGGCUGCCAUUUUGGACGCACCCUUAGACAGUCCGGUUCCAACCAGUUGUCAGUCCUUUCAUAUCCUUUAACCUUUAUCUAAUUUCUAGUGUAAUAGAGAAUUUGUAAGGCAUUUUAUAUCAAAUAUAACUGUAUGUUUCUGUGUGUCCCUACAGUGACAUGGAGAAGCAGAAAUCCUCCCUGCUGGACGAAUUUAUGUGCAGGAAGGCUGUUGACAUGGAUGACAUGGUGAUGGUGAUGCGAAGGGGUAAAAAAAGGAAGGGGAGGGGGAGGAUGGGGAGGAUGGGCCGACAUGAUUUGGGUGUGGGGAGGAUAGGGAGGCUAGGGAGGCUGGGGGAGCUGGGGAGGCUAGGGAGGCUGGGGAGGCUGGGGAGGCUGGGGAGGCUAGGGAGGCUGGGGAAGCUAGGGAGGGGGGUGGAGACCGGGGAGAGACUGGGGCUGGAGAGGGGGAGGUGACCAGCUCUGACGACGCCCAACAAGGCAGGGCCAAAGACUUGACCGACACCUUCUGGGAGCUGCAGAAGUGGGUGGAGCUAACUGACUCGAAGGUGAGGAGGCGUGGCUAGCUGUUUCCUUGUUUGGUUUCGGGUGGAUGAAAUGGCAACAGUAACCUUACAUGUGAAUCCAUCAAUCAUCAAUCUCUCUCCCCCCCCAAUGUUUGAUGGUUUGAUCCCCUCCCCCUCUAGGUGUUGACGUUCUCCUACAAACAUGCACUAGUGAAUAAGAUGUACGGCAGAGCCCUGAAGUACGCCUCCAAGAUCGCAGAAGACAAACCCAGUAAAGACAACUUGAAGAACUGCAUCCAGGUCAGAAAGAGAGUCCAACUACCUGACAGAUCUUCUAUCUGUUAAGACUUAAACUAGCAGUUUUCUUAUAGCAUUUUUUACUGUGUCUGGUAGCACACUUGAACAUAAGAGCCUUAAAGCUCAGAGACAUUCGCAUAGCAGCCUUUCUGGAGACGGUCUACUUCCUGUAUUGUGACAUCACGUCCUGUGUUUGUUUCAGCUAAUGCGGUCCUUGGGAUGGAUGCACUGUGCCGCUUUCACAGAGAACUGGCUGCCCAUCAUGUAUCCUGCCGACUACACUCCCUUCUAGACUCACGGUUACACACACACACACACACACACACACACACACACACACACACACACACACACACACACACACACACACACACACACACACAGUCAUGGAUUGACCUCACAAACAUAAACACACAUCUGAAAACAGUCAGCGUUUUUUUUUACCAAGUCGGACUGAAUGCCUCAACAAUCUGCCCUCUCUCUCUCUCUCUCUCUCUCAACGUGAAUGAUUUCAACCCAGCCACGUUUCAGAUCUUUCUUGUGAAACCCUCCACUUGUUGCUCAGUUGUAGAUAGAAAUGUGAUGUACAGAACGGCUUGGAUUGUUUGUUUCUGGAAUGUUUUUGAUCUUUUUUUUACGUUACAUUUCUUUAAUUUUUUCAACGUUGUGACUGUUUCACCCUCCUGAAUGAACCCCGGCUGUAGAAAUGUAUAUUCAUGCAUCAUAAUACACAUUAUAAAGAGGCAAUAUUACUUCUCAUGUUAUUGUUCUCCCUGAUGUAUUUUAAAUGUACGGAUGUCUUUUUAGAGUAAACCUGUUUUUGGUUUGGAAGCUGAUCAUUUGACUUGAGAUGGGGCGGCAGGCAGGUAGCUUUAGUGGUUAAGAGCGUUGUGCCCUAGUAACCGAAAGGUCGCUGGUUCUAAUCCCCCCCGAGCCGACUAGGUGAAAAAUCUGCCGACGUGCCCUUGAGCAAGGCACUUAACCCUAAUUGCUCCUGUAAGUCGCUCUGGAUAAGAGCGUCUGCUAAAAUGACUAAUAUGUAAAUGUACUCUGUAGGAUACAUCUACCAACUGAGUUACAGAGGACGGAUGUCUUUUAGAGUAAACCUGUUUUGUUUGCUGAUGUCAAAUUCAACCCCCUUUUGUUGUUGUUGUUGUUGUUGUUGUUGUUGUUGUUGUUGUUGUUGUUUUUGUCCAUUAUCCCUGUGCGUCUUUUUUGGAAUCCCUGGAAAGAGCCUCCAUCAUUGUCAGGAUUACAGUGAUCCUGUCCUAGGUUUGUUUGACCUCUUUCACUCCUCCUCCUCCCUCCCUCCCUCCUUCCCUCCCUUCCUCCCUCCCUCCCCCCUCCCCCUCCCUCCCUCCCUCCCCUCCCUCCCUCCCUCCUCCCUCCCUCCCUCCAUCCCUCUCUUCCGCCCCCCCCUCCCCUCCCUCCCCUCCCUGCCCUCCCUCCCUCCCUCCUCUCCUCCUACCCUCCCUCCCUCCCUCUCUCUCUCCUCCCUCCCUCCCUCCCUCCCUCCCCUCUCCCUCCUUUCCUUCUCUGUACUGUAAAUAAAGGGUUUUAGGGGUUUUAGUUUCGGUCUGAAGUUCAGGGUUCAGCGAUCUCAUUCUGUCUUCUCCUUGCCAAUGACAGUGUCCUAA
This is a messenger RNA of Coregonus sp. 'balchen', 11181 nucleotides long. NCBI's taxonomy places the organism in Eukaryota, Metazoa, Chordata, Actinopteri, Salmoniformes, Salmonidae. The record is from the annotation of a GenBank genome assembly.